UAAUAGACGACUAUUUUGUGCAAUAGAAAAAAUACAAAUUGUUAAAAAUGGGAAAAAAAAGUUUCCUUCUAUUAAUUGCUGUUUUUAGCAGCGUUUCUAUUAUUAAUGGUGCAGCUAUUGAUAAUUUGGAAAUAAAUUUGGAGAAAAAAUUAUCUGAAAUUAUUGAGGAAGUUAAUUCGAAUGAUACGCGUUAUAAAUACAAUGUAAUAAAACAAAAGGAUAAUCAUAUUGCUGGAUUAAAGACACGAGUACAAAAAGAAAAUGAAACUCUUCUAAACGACUUAUCUAAUUUUAUAAAUGGAAAGGUAGUGCUGAAAAUUCAAGACAAAAGCAGAGAAUGUUUGGAAUUAGCGGUAUCCUAUAAACGUUAUAAAAAUACUGCAUUUACCUUCUAUAAGGAUUGUCUAGUAAAUCAAUUGAACAUGGUUGAGACAAAAUGUGAUAUUGUUCAACAUAAACCAUAUAGAUUUUUAAAUGAAUUAUACUCCACCAAAGCUCAAUUGUCAUCUUGUUUGGAAUUGAAGAAAACCAACAGUUCAAAAGCAUCCACAUGUCUUGCAAAGCUGACGGAAAAAGUGAAUGAGUUUCAACAAGUAUAUGAAGUGAAAAUGUUUCGGCAUAAUGUUCCAUUUUUGAAAACUCCUCCAUUUGAGAAAUGUGAUAACUUAUAUAAUGGACGUAGUCGUCAAUUGAAUAAUCAACUCAAAAAAUGUCUAGAAUAAAAACAAUAUUUAUUCAUGUAAUAAAAAAUGUAGAAAAUGUUUAAUUAUACUAUUUUUUUGUACUUGAA
Leptopilina heterotoma is the source of this 790-nucleotide messenger RNA. RefSeq lists its product as uncharacterized. The transcript is spliced from 4 exons. The record is from RefSeq and is a predicted model, not a curated record. Lineage: Eukaryota; Metazoa; Arthropoda; Insecta; Hymenoptera; Figitidae. The coding region runs from base 48 to 722 and encodes 224 amino acids.